Lethenteron reissneri (Far Eastern brook lamprey) is the source of this 4949-nucleotide messenger RNA. RefSeq names its product nascent polypeptide-associated complex subunit alpha, muscle-specific form-like. Gene Ontology annotation, molecular function: protein kinase activity; protein binding. NCBI's taxonomy places the organism in Eukaryota, Metazoa, Chordata, Hyperoartia, Petromyzontiformes, Petromyzontidae. Gene Ontology annotation, biological process: protein phosphorylation; regulation of keratinocyte differentiation; negative regulation of epidermal growth factor receptor signaling pathway. The record is from RefSeq and is a predicted model, not a curated record.
AUGCCAACAGGACGUGUGAAACACUCCGAUGAUCCAACCCCUUCAGCAGCGGUGGAGACGCUGGCCCCCGCCAAAACACACCACCUGUCGGAGCCACACCACUUAGCGCCACAAUGCGGUGGCGGCGUGGUUUUGGCGUGCGCCUUGGUGCGAAGGCUGCGAUGGGGGGCGCCCUGCUCAAUGUUCAGCCCCUCGUACGAAGGCCCAGCGCCUCCAUCCCUUGGCCCCGUGGGCCCCCGGCGCAACCGCAAGGCCUGCCCCUACAACAACAUUGCCGUCGGACGGGAGCUGAUAGUGCUGCAGAGGCUGCAGAGGGGAGGCGAGCGGCUGCCCUGCCCCCCCUCCUGCCCGCGCGCGCUCUACGAGCUCAUGCUGUGCUGCUGGCACCUGGCGCCGCACCAGCGGCCACCACUCGGCCGCCUCGAGGGACGCGUGGCCCAGGUGCAGCUCCGGGUCGCGUCAGCUGACGGUGAUUCUCUGCAGCUGGAUGGAAUCGCCCGCUGCGCCGACAGAUCCUCGGCCCCCGCUGGCUACAGCGCGGAGAGCAGCUGCUGGUGGCACUGUCCGGGCCGGCGGGCGCUGCACGUCGCUCAGUUCCCCCCGCGCGGGGCCGCGUCUCCGCCGCAGGCGACGCCGGCGCCCACGAACAGCCCCGGCCGCGAGGCCCAGCUGCCCUGGCGGCGGCAGCCGGAGCACUCCUCGCCCAGCAACGCCGCCACCACCGCACACACGGACGGGCCGAGGCUAAAAGAGACGUCACCACCCGCAGCCGCAACCUCAAAGCCCACCUAUGAAUCGUCGCCGGUCGACGCGGACGAGGAGGAAAAUGUGUGCCACCGGAAGGUUCCCUUCCGCAAGUACUGCCAGCUGAAGAGCACAGGCAGCAAGGCGUGCCGGCCGCCCCCGACGCGCGAUCUCGCUGGCGGCGGCAUGGUGGGGCGGCCCGCGGACGCGCACGCCGCCGGCGGCCCCCUCUCCCUCCCGCCGGCGCCGCCCUGCGCCGAGGGGGGACGGCUCGACAACUCCCCGUCCUCCGCGCCGCACAGCCCCUGCCGCACCGCGCCGCGCCCGCUGUGCCCGGCGCCCCGGCCCGCGGUGGCCGUCGGCGACGGCGGCGGCGGCGGAGCGAUCGCGUUCGGAGGCGGCGGAGCGACGGGAAGGCGGUCACACUACGACAUCCCGCCGUGCGCGGCGUGGUCGCCGUCUUCGAGGGUCGCGGACCGGGAGUCCCGGCUACCGGCGGUGCCGCCCCACGGACACGGCGGCGGCGGCGUCGACUUCGAGGGCAACGGCGUCGGGGGGGACGCGGACGACGCCGCGGAGCGUUCGCUGGACUCGGACUCGGUGUUCUUCGAGGGCGGCUGCGACUCGACGCUCGACCUGCUCUCCAACUUCUACGCGUCCGCCACCGGGGCCGUGCCGAGGGCCGCCGCCGGGGUCUGCGGAGCCGCGAACCGGGCGUACGAGCGCGAGAGCGUGGCGGCGCUGCGGGAGCUGCACCGCGCGAGCCUGCGCGCCCGCGAGCCCCCGUGCCGCGCCGCCCGCGCCUCGGCCCCGGCCUCGUGCGACUCCGAGCCCGGCGCCGGCUCGACGGCGACGACGCCGUCCCCCGGCGGCGCGGCCGAGGAGAGGCCCGAGGUGCCGCCCCGCGCGCCCAUCCCCCCGCUCCCCGCCAAGCGCAACGGCUACCGCUGGUCGGCCGAGGUCUCCUACUACAUGUGGGGCAAGGACUGCCUGGCGGCGGCCAAGGCGCCGCUGCGCGAGUCCCUGUCGUGGGGAGGGGACGGCGCCGAGCGGCAGCGACGGCCGCCGGUCGCGGCGGCGCCCGAGAGCAGCGCGUCCUGGGACGGCGGCGGCUGCGGCGAGGGCCCCGCCAAGGCGCCGCUGCGCGAGUCGCUGUCGUCGGGCUCCGGCGACGGGGCGGAGCGGCCACCCCCCAAGCUGCCCGUGCGAGACUCGCCGCUCCCGCGGGAGGGAGCGGGCAGCCCCUCGCGCCCGCCCCGCGUGCCGCCGCGCGGCGCCAGCGAGAGCGGCGCCGGCUUCCGGGCCGUCGGCUGCGAAGCGGCGGCGGACGAGACGGCGGCGUCGACGGAGCGGCCGCCGAGGCUCCCCCUGCGCCGCUCGCCCUCGCUGGGCCCGGACGGCGAGGCCCCGCCGCGGGUGCCGCCCCGGGAGCCGCUGUCGCCGAGCUCGUCGCGAACGCCCAGCCCCAAGGGCUUCGGCUGCUCGUCGUCGCCGCAGCCCAUACCGGGGCCUCCCCCGCCGUGUCAGCAGCAGCAGGCGGCUCUGUCGUCGUCGCCGCAGCGGGCGAUGCCGCCCACGCAGAGCUUCGGCUCGGACCCCAAGUUCUCGACGCUGGGCAAGGAGAAGGGCUGCUGCUCCGGGCAGCCGGCGCGGGGCCCGUGCAUCCUGCCCAUCAUCAAGGACGGCAAGAAGCAGAGCAGCACCCACUACUACCUCCUGCCCGAGAAGCCGGCCUACCUGGACAGGUACGAGCGCUUCCUGCGAGAGAGUGACCCCAACGAGAGGUCACAACCCCCGACCUCUGAGCCCGCAAGGACCCCGGAGGGCGUCUGUGAGGAGUUUUCCCGACUCGACUCCCUGAGCGCGCAGGAGCAGAUCAGACAGGUGCUGGAGUGCGUGCACGGGGUGACGACGGAGGAAUGCCACGCCGCCUUGCACGGCCACGCCUGGGACGUCCCGCAGGCCAUUCACUACCUCAAGAUAGAGCAGCUGUUGAGCCUGGGGCUGGCGAGCCGUGCAGAAUGCCAGCGGCUGCUCGAGCGCUUCGACUCGAACCUCGAGCAGGCGAGCUCCUUCCUCCUCGAGUCGUGCCGCACACUGCGCCACAGACGGUGAAGACUGCACGUGGCUGGAUCGUUGGAACACAAGAAUGUGAUUUUAAUUUAUUAUCAUUUUUUUUAGUUAUUCGUUUUUUUACGAGAGACGUCUGCUCGUUGGGGCAGACGUUGGCAGCUGUGUAACGGACCCAGGGCUCGGCUCGAAAUGCACGCGAGCGGUCGCGUGCCAAGUGCGAGCGAAGCGAAUGCACGCUUAACCGUUAACGCCGAAAAACGACGCGGACAUUCCACUCGCCCCCCUCACCCCGAAACCUCACAACCUCCUCAAAAGUACAUUUUGAAAGAAAAAAAACUGAAAAAAAAAAUUCCAAGCUGUAUAAAAAUAUUAUUAAAAUCCCACACCGCAGACUUAAAGAAUAAAAAUGGAACGCAUAUGAAGGCAAGAAUGAAAUCAGUUGGCAGAGAAAGGGCCAUUUUCCGCACGAACGGCUAUCGCGAUGGGAGGCACAACAGCAGUGUCAUUGCUGCCCCUUGCACAAUCAAUCAAGACUCGUGGAACAAACGGAGGAGAAAGGACUGGGCCGCAGGAAGGGGCCGCAGCACUGGGCCUCUGGUCGCUAUAGGCAAGUCGGCGAGGGUUGCCUCGCCCGGUGGCCUGAGGGACGGCGAAGAGAUUCCACCUUCCUGCUCCUGUCCUCUGCAAGACUCUACCUCCGGGUUCCCGCUGGCCCCGUCGAACGUAGGCCUGCGAGCUGCUGUUACAAAUCGGAUGGGAAUGCUGAGCGAUGCGUUCGCACGAGGGCGUCCGUGGUUUUGGCUCUUAAUCUGAUUUGUGUUGAACAGACUCCCACCCCCCACCGGUGAGACCUAACCGAUUAUCUUUGUGCGAUACGACUUUAAAGAGAGCUUUUGUCGAGUUAACUCCCGAGGAUGCGAGUCACACACCGGCGAUUAUUGUUGCUGCAGUCAAGCCCUGCCCACGUCUCACACCGCCAAUUGGGUUUGGGCUGGACGGCCACAGACGCCACCGAGCAGGUGCCCGCACCUGUGCCCCGUUGCGGCUAUUUGCCGGCGCGCUCGGUCGCGAGCGCGCGUCCAGAAGCGAAAUCCUCCGCAGCGUUUAAAUUCUCGUCGCGAACGGGCUUCCCGUGCUCCCGACGAGGGCAACUCGUCGGGAGCACGGGAACGAGCGCGGUGCGAGCACGCGGCUCUGAACGUCGGGAGGCGGAUACCCUCGCUCCGUUGCCGUCUUAGUUCCGAUUGUGAGGAACGCUUAAAACGGCGCCCGCGUUAUAUAACACCCCGGGGUCUACUUCGCCGUAACAUUAAAACGUUUAAAUAAAAACACAACAACAACAACAAAAAUACCGAAAGAUAUAAACAUAAAAUUCGAAGAGAAACAGACAUGAAGACACGUAAAUAAAUAAAUAAACAUGUGCCGCUACAAGACGGAAUGAAACACCUUGUUCACGGGCAUAAUCGUCGUCCCAUAUUUUGAUGUGCAACACAGAUUGUGCGUGAGAUAGUCAUUAGAACGUGUACAUUUAUACAUGCAAGCCUGUGACGGUGAGCACCAUCUCGAGUUGUUCUACUCUGGUUUAAUCUCCGUGAGGAAGCCUGCUUUUGCACGCUGCUUGGCGGCUAAGACUGUCAGACAUCACUUCGGGAUAUGUUGUGUGAUAUAUACAUGACGUAUACCUAUGUAGUAUGCCAUAUACAAACAUACGUCCCGUAUCCAUGUACGCUGUCGUAUGAUGUAUAUCGCGUAACAUAUGAUAUACGUUAUGUAUAUACAUGUGUUAUGUGUUUUGUUCUGUGCUUUGUUCUGAACCACACUUCGCCACUUUGUAUCCGUGACUGUGCUGAAAGGUUUAAUAUAUGAUAUAGUUUUCAUUACAAUAUUGCUGCUUUAGAGAUCAGAUUAUAUAUAUAUUUAAAAUGUGUUGCACAUUGCUGAAGGUUAAAUGUGUGUGUAAAGAAACAUGUUAUUUUAAUUUCUGUUCUUAUAUUUUUUUUAUAGCUAAAGUCUUAUUUAUGUCGUUUACCGAACUGUAAUGGAUGUAACAUUUUAUUUUUGUCAUUUUUUUUCCACCCCAAGUCUGGCUGGUGACCUGGUAAGACCGGUAAUAAAAUGAAUGAUGUUAUUUU